Molecule: messenger RNA, 4981 nt
Organism: Biomphalaria glabrata
Lineage: Eukaryota; Metazoa; Mollusca; Gastropoda; Planorbidae
Product: cyclin-G2-like
Exons: 7
Coding region: 506-1333 (275 amino acids)
Biological process (GO): regulation of cyclin-dependent protein serine/threonine kinase activity; mitotic cell cycle phase transition
Cellular component (GO): nucleus; cytoplasm; cyclin-dependent protein kinase holoenzyme complex
Molecular function (GO): cyclin-dependent protein serine/threonine kinase regulator activity
Source: RefSeq, a predicted model, not a curated record
CUAUUGUAGUGUAGUAGUCCAGUUUGUUCCCGAAUGUUGAUUGGCUGCUAGCCAACCCAGGGCUACAGCUGACUAAAAACAUCAACAAAAGUCCAAUGUUUUGAAAAAUCGACUUAAAGCAACUUUUGCGCCCGUUUAUUUCUUUAUCAUCGUAAAUCCAUAACGUUUUUAAAUUUGCUUCUGAGCAGGAUAUAUCUAGGGAUCUUAAUAUGAUGACUUUAUUGCUUUAAUGUAGAAACUUCAAAGCUGAAUCUAGACGUUUGUGAAAUAAAAGUGAAGUCUAGAUCUAGAAUGUAUUAUACAUUUCCGUGUAGGCUAAGUUGACCUAGAUCUAGAUCGCUGAAUUUUUACUAUGUAUUUGGAUUUGAAGGGCGACGCCUUCUUACUAUAAAUACACGGAGAAAACAUGGGCUUGUUUAAAAUCAAAGCUAAUGUGUUCUCUUUGAUCUUCAGUUUUUAAUAAGGCAUUUAAAGUCACAUUUGUCGGCAUUUAAUAUACAAAAUCAUGUGCUUCCCGAAGAAUGAAAGAAUGGCUCUGACACAAUCUGUAGCUGAAAAAUUACAGUGCAUGGCACAGAGACAAAAGUGUUUCAUCAACAAACAAAAUCUAAAAGAGUUGAGCAAGGAUGAGUUUGAACAGUACAUGAACAUAAGAACUGCCUGCUUCCACUUCAUUAAGCUGCCACACAAUCACUUCCACACUGGUUCCGAUACAUUCGCUGCAGCGAUCAACAUUCUCGAUGUUUUCCUUUGGAAGGUCAAGGUAACAGAGAGGCACUUGACUAUUGUUGCUGUUGCCUGUUUCUUGAUUGCUGCCAAAAUGUUUGAACCUGAAGAAUUGUGUCCAAGUGCCAAGGACUUGUCCAGAAACUUUGAGUGGACAACCAAAGACUUGUGUCGUAUGGAGAGCCACAUCUUGAGCAAGUUUGGCUGGUGCUCUAGCACAGUGUCAUACCUCGACUUUGUAUCUCUGUUUGCUGACAUCUAUGGGAUGAGUACUGACGCUACCAGUCAUAAAAUAACAGAACUAGCACAGCAGUGUCUGGCCAAGCAAUCCACUGUUCUCUUGGAGCCGGCUGUACUUGCAUUGUCUCUGAUCCAUCAUUUUAAAACUGAAAACUGUACAAGUCCAUCUGAGCAACAACUUCUUGUAUAUUGCAAUAUUCAGGAGCAGAGCUUGAAAGAAUGUUGUGAGAGUUUGUCCACCAUUGCAGCAUCAUCUCCAUUCUGUGCCUCUAAAGUCAAGCCAAAACUGCCCCAAAGAAGAUUUGACAAACCCAGUGAAAUGGGGAUAACUUGCCUGUCUACCAUUGAAGAAGACAUGUCUGCUUGAUAGAUAUUACCAUCUUUUAAUAGCUCAUACCACAGGUUUUUAAAUUGUGUUUUUAUUAGUUUAUGUUUUAGUCCCUUUUAAUAUCAUCAAAUUUAAGAUGAGAAAAAAAUAAUGCAAAUAUAUAUAUAUUUUUUAAAAUUCUUUCUAGGCUGAUAAAUUAUUGUUCCCAGAAAAAUAAAACUCCCAACUUUAUUUUCUAUUAAUUAUCAUCAAAGAACCUUUGAAAUAAAUAUGUAUAUCAGAUAGGAAUAUUGUAAUGAAAUUUUUUAUUUUAUCUUUUAGAGAUACCUAUUCACUAUUUUUUGUAAACCAUAAAGAUUUCUGAUUAUGGUUUUACUUGAAGUUGAAGUCUAACAAGAAACUAAAUCAUUGCAGUAGAAACUAUAAAAGCAAAAUUGAGUUGUAGCCCUUUAGUAUUUGGAUUUUCCAUCAACAUAAACUUUACCUUAUAAACAGACCCUUCCCUAUCAACGCUAUAUCUGUAAAUUCCAUUUAAUUUAUUGAUUUUGUUCUUGUAAAUGUCAUGCUAUUUAUUAUCUUCUAUCUCGCUAUAACACUUGGGAGAUUCUGAAGGUUUUGUUUUUUUUUGUAAAUGUGUACAUUCACUUUGUGUAUUGUAGAAUUUAAAUUGAUUUAUGUAAUUAAUUCUUAUGGGUUGUUUGUUAUACAAAUGUAACAACAGUCUAAUAACAAUAUAUUUUGUUUUGCUUGUCCAAAAUUGUCUCCUUAAUAUGUAAAAAAAAAUAAUUGAUGAGAUGAACUCCUAAAGGGCCCGAUGGAGAGAAAAUUGUGAUGAUGCAAUAAAUAUGGAAGAUUACCCAAGUCUUCUGUAUUUGUGGUGCUUUUAAUUUGGUUGUAUUGGAAAAGUUAAUUUGACAGAAAACAAAUUCCAAAAUGCACAAGUUUAUGUCAUAAAAAAGAAAUAUAGAAAUAAGCUAAUCCUUGGUUAAAUUACUGUUUACAAUAUGUUACUAGUUAAAAAUGUGGCUAUUUAGAUUUUUAUUCUAGUUUGUUUCUCAUCAUUACCAUUUUGUCUUGUACUAUCAAGAGGUUCUACCCUAACCUUAAUACUCAGCCAAUGCAAUGAGUGAAACUGUUUCAUGUCAUAAACAUCAUUUGUUUAAUUUUUUUACUCGUGAGUGUUUUUGUUAUUUCUUUAUCCCAUGUUCCUACAAUCAAGGCAGCAAAGAAAAUUGUGUGCACGAGUUUUAGUUUGAUAACAACAUGACUGACCACUGACCUAAUGAAAUGAACUAAGACAUUAAAUAACUUGUGAUAUAAAAAGGACAAAUAUGAGACAAUGAGCUAUAAUCUGCUGACCUUUACCCUCUACUUUGGUGAAAAAAUGUCUGUCAAAUACUUUAUUAACAAUAGAUAUUAGGGGGAAAAAAUGAGAAUAAAGCAUCAAAAUUGAUUCAGGCAUUUUGGAUAGAUUGGGAGGAUUGAUAGUAGCCUCUUUUUAAAAGGUAUUGAGAACAACCAUUUUUGUACUAUUUUCUAUGAUUGUUUUGUGUACUUGUCUCAGUCUUUUAAGUAGUCUUACUUCAUGGGAGUCAAUAUUUGUAUAUACAUUUUUUUGUUUCUUUUUUACAUUUUUAUAUCAAGAUGAAUAGAAGAGCUUAGGACACAGUAAUGGACUGAGCCUAUGAAACAGAUUUUAUAGAUUUUUUAAACAAUCAAUUCCCUCAUCUUUCAGUAUUGACUCAUAUUUUGUAUAGGACUUAAUGAUAUUUACAGUGUCCUGGGAUUAUGCAAUUUUACAUUUCUAUGUGCUUUUAUGGAGAGUAUUUACUGAAAAUAUUUACAUGUUUAUCCCCUAAUCAUUGUACUUUGUCAUUGUCAUUAGAAACAUUAAUCACAAUAGUUAUUCACACUAACCAACCAAAUCAUUAUUUUAAUCAGUCACUUAACUAUACUCUUGGCAUCAUAAUGUACAUGUGUGGACAUAGAAUGAGAUGUACAGUGUCUUCUGUAAGGCAGUAAAACAGUGUAUAUUUUGUAAAGUUUGUAUCAUACAAAUGUUUGAAUCAAAUGCUAAUUUAAAAAAAUCCUUGUAAAAAAAAAACCCAACCUGUUGUCCAUCUGAAGCAAUCUCAUCUUGACUCAAUAUGUUCCAAUGUUAGCCAUUUUGAAUUGAUGCAGUCCCAAUGGUGAUUCCAGUUUAUUAUUUAAAUCUUUUAUAAAGACAGAAAGUGACACUUCUACUGCUGGUUUAAUUAUUCUAUUAAUUUGAAAAAUAAGUCUAAAAAUUUCUCUCCAUGACUUUUGGUCAGGAAAUGUGUUUCUCAGCUAUUUUCCUACCAAGGGCGCAGUCCAUUAUAUUUAUAUAUUUAAUUCACCAUUUUUUGUCAUUAAAUACUUGGUCCCUAGUGCUGCCUAUAUAUAUGUAAUAUGUAUGCAUCAUUCAAUGUUUUACCUUGUAGAGCUAGAUACUUUUGAUUUCCUCUAUCUUCUUUGGUCUUUUCUUCAUUAAUUCCUCUUUCAAAACACAGUACACCAUCACCAAAAUGUUUCUGAGUGCCUCCAUUAGGGCUGCUAACUGCCCCAAUUAGGGCUUCUGAAUGCCCUCAAAAGUUUGUAUAACUCAGGUUGUAAAAUUCUUUAUUAUGCUAUAAAGCAUUUUUAAUAUAACAUGCUUAUGAAAUGGUCCAAAUCUCAAGAACCAGAAUUCUGUGGUAUCUACUUUUGUAUGCUUGUUCCCCUUUUCUUAUAUAGUAUCCAAAAUAAUGAAGCAUAAUAUGUGUAUAUUUUGUGUACAAAUGCUCUUAAUAUGUGUAGAUGUUUUGCUGGUGUGAAUGAAAGCUAUCCAACAAUUAGUCAAAAGCUAUUAUUGGAUAUUUUAGAAGGGAAUUUAUUUUGUACCAAUCUAAUAAUUGGAAACAAAUGUUAAUGUACAGUGUAAUGUCUCGUUUGUAUUAGUAGAUGGUAUUACUGCAACAAAAAAUGUCUAGACUUGGUCAAAUUUUCUAAUAAUAAUAAUAAAAUGCUCUACAAAUCAUCUCAACAUUUCUAGGAGAAUCACUAAUUUUUAUUAAAAACCUUCCACCAGAACAGCUUAAAGUAUGAUACAAGUUUUAGAAUUUUGAAAAUAUAUAAUAUCACUUACAACUAAUGCUUAAUUUAAAACAAACAACUUUAGUGAGGUAGGAUUUAUUUUAAAACAUUUAGUAUCUGAAGCUUAAAAACAUUGUAAACUGAUUUCAAUUUCAUAAUUUGUUGCAACAUUUUAUUUGUGCAAUGUUUAAUUUGCAGUUUUUGUGAUAUAUACGUCUCUAAUAUUUGGUGUAAAAAAGAAUUGAAUAAAUGCAAACUGUUUUGUUCCCUGUGCCAUUUAUACCUGUGUAUUUAUAUGUUGGCUUAUUUUAACUGAUGCAUUUCAUUUAAACAAAAAAAACAAGAUUCUGCAAUAUUUAAGUAUGUUUCACCAGACUUGUAUUAUGAUAUCACAUUAAAUCUCAUGAAUAUUAUGUCAUAGUGACAUUAAGUUUGAUAGUUUUGUCACUGACUUCUAGUUUGUUCGUUUUUUUAACUACAACAGACUUUGUAUUAUGUAUGCUCACACUUGAUUAGAUUUUUAAUUAUCUUAUUUUGAAACAUAUUUAUAUAUGUGAUAAAUAUAAGCAUUAAAAAUAAUAACCUGUGGCACAA